AUGGAGACUACAAAAAAGUGCAAACUGCCAGACUGGAUGAAAGCCCAAAUGAAUAAUUCAUUUGCAGAUGCAUUAGGCUGUAGCACAGAUGCAACUGAAGAGGAAGAAGAUUACUUAGUUUAUGAUGGAGAUGUAGGAAUAGGCUGUAAAUACAACAAUAACUCAGAGAAUUUGAAUGCCUGUAGUUGUACAAGAGAUAUUUCUGGUAUUUUAAACCUAGCCUGUUCUGAAGAUAACAAAAACAUAAAAGCAGCAGCCAAUUAUGAAACUCCUCUACAGCCUGAAGAAUUCUCCAGUCAUCACAGAGGCACCAGAGGAACAACUGCAGUUCCAAUUGAAAUCCCUGGAAGCGAAGCUUCCUUUCAGCAGGAAUUACCUGUUGGCAGUGCCAGUAAAGCAGGCAGCAGAGAACAUGGAACUACCUCCAAGAUGUCCACGGUCCUCCUGCGUCAUUUUUCUAGGGGAGAAUUACUAAGCACAUGCCCCUUAAUUGAAUGUGAGACAAUACCAGAGGUGUCCUUUACUGAAAGUAUCGAUGACACCGGGAGCAAACCUGAGCCUUCAGAGCACAGCAGAGGCUCUUUAGUGUAUGAACAAUGGGCAGCCAGCUCUGAGGAGUAUCCCUUAGAAAAGCACAAAGAAGUACAGGCUCAUGACAAAAAUGGAAACUCAUUAAAUGGGAAUAGAUCUGUUUCAAAGAAAUCUAUUUUUUCUUCUGGACAAUGUGGGUGCAGACAAGAAUUUUCACAAGUGGUUAAUGAGGCUGGAGAUACACACACCUUUCAAAACAUGAAAGAUGAGAGAGCCCUGUUUAAGAGAACAGUUUCACCUUGUGAGCUCAAAUAUGGCCAAGGGCAAGCUCACUAUUGCCUUCCUGACUUCUCUGACGCUGCUUCAGAAGUUCAAGUACCAAAAAAACCUGACAAUAUUACCUCAGUUCCCUCAACUGCAAGAGAAAAACCCUUUCCUAUUUUGCAAAGUAAAUCAGUACCUGUGAACAACAUUUUGGAAAAUAAGAAUCACUUCAAUUCUGCUGAAGUAGAGAACCAAGAAGAAAGGAGUAUUUCAGAACUGCUGCAACAGCUACAGAUACUUCCUCAGUCAGACUUUGCAAAUGCCAACAUUGCCAUUUCCUCAGGACACACUGGGACACCACCUGAUGUCAUCACAUUACGUGCUCCUGUCCCUGUACAACCUACACAUGGUUUGCUUAAAGCAAGACUGCAGCCUGGAACAGCAGCAUCAGCACUACCAGCAGCUGGGACAGUAAAAGCACAGUGUCUGAAUCCUUCUGAUUCACUGCCAGAACUAACACUAGGAGAAAAGAUGUCUCAAAUACUGAAGGAUCAGACAGAGCAACUGACUAAGAAAGUGGAAGACUUCUCUAAACAUAUGAUCCAGGAAACACUCUUUUUACAAGACAAAUAUCUGGCAUUAAAUCAACUGAAAAGAUACCUUGAUGCCUUGGAAAGAAAUUAUUUAAAAGCUAGAGAAGAGCACCACAACUUACACCUGCAGAACUACAAGGACAAGCCUAUCAACCUUGGAGAGUUUGAUCCUGAGAGAAGGGUGGAAGGAGGAAUAUUCAGACUUGGCAUGCUGCUUGAAGACAUUCAGGAACAAAUGGAAGGCAGCAAAGGCAGCCUGUCAUCGUUACUGACUUCCUAUGAAUCUGCCCAGUCUUUCUGUGAGAGCCUCACAGUUCCAAGCACCGCUGAUCUCCCACAAACAAGAGGUACUGAAACUCCAUCUUUUCACAAGAAGCAUGAGGGAGAAAGAAGUCAGACAACUGAUGUAAUCCCACCAGCAAAUCAACUUUCUUUAGAAGGCAAAAAGUGCAAUCUUUGUCUGCACAUAAAUACAAAUAUCCAGGAAGAAAAAACUGGGACAUCUCCACUCUUCAUGCAGAGAAAACCAACUGAUUUAUCAGAUACCAACCUGAGCAGUGAUUCAGAAGACUUCUCAGCCUGUGAUUCUUAUAAUGAUUCACAAAGCAAGGACCUUGGCAACUGUGACACUCUAAGUUACAAAUCAUUAAAUGUGAGAUUAUGUGGAGAGAAACAAGGACUUAGAUGCAGAUGCCUCAGGGGAAGCAGAGAUCAAGUAAAACUCAGGAAUUAUAAAGAGUCUGUUCAGUCUUGUACCCUGUGUAGAAGAAGGAGCUCUGGUUCAUCCUCUUAUUCACAGAAGAGAAUCUCCACUCAAAAGGCUCAAAAACCCAGUCAGCCAGAUGAAGUUGUAACCAGACUUCAUGAAAGGAAAUCCUUUGUGGCUGCCAAAACCUGCUGCUCAAGCACAUAUGAUAAAAUUAUCCUUCCACAGCAAUACACACCCAGUAAGAAAUCUGCCCAAAGAAAAUCUGCAAUCAACAUCAGAGACAGAAAUGCCAGUGAUUCCUAUUCAAAUGUUUUAAGUUCUACUCUGGAUCAUGCCAUAGAGACAGCAAACAGUUUAAAGGAAGCUACAGAGCGGAUGGUACAAGCAGUUUCAGAAGAUCUAGCUAAAGUUAAGAGAAAACAGUUUUAAUUAUCUAGUUCAAAUGCAAUAUUGUUCUGCUGGUUCAGACUGAAGUGUUAGUAUCUCUGCAAAAAUCAAAUGAUGAACACAAACAUGAAAAAGUCAGCUAGAUAACUUAGUUAGCUGUUCUGUACCUAUUGGUACUAAACCAAACCAGAGCACAAAGGUAUUCCACAUUUACACUCAGUCUUACAACUGUAAAACAAAUUAUUAAUUCUACUGAAAGUCUUUAUUAGGCUGGCUAAUCCAUUAUUGUGUACAGAUACCUUCUGUAAGUACUCACUUAAGACAGCUUCAUAAAAAUUGGCUUAAAGAAGCAAAAUUAACUGACUUGGAUUUUCCCCAGUACCAAAUGUGAGAAUAAAUCUCAGUCAUUAUUACAUGUCAUUUCUUCUCACACUUCAACUGCAGCUGCUUAAUCACACCAAGAGAAAACAGCCUCUGUACCUGAGACAUCUAGAAGCAAACAUGUUAACAUAGCAAGUCACAGUCAACAUUUGGAAUUACUUUAGUUUUCGAGUGCCCUAUAUUGAGAGUUGUUUGUUUUUAAGAAACAUCCUUGUAUGUUGCAAUGACUGAAUUACACUGUUUGUUGUUUAUGUAUUUUGUAACAAUUAAAUUGGUUCCUUCGAUUUGAUGUCCUUAAUUUGUCAGAUAUAUCUGGCUUUCACAUUUUAGCUGAUGCUAAGUAGGUUGGAAAAUUUUAAAAUACUGUAGAAAUUCAGUGAGGCAAGAAAAGUCAUCUAUUAUUUUCCUUCUAACAUCCAUUUAACUGCAGUGAUUAAAGGCAAGCAGCUAACAGCCUUGUUUAUCAGGGCUGCUACUCACUGAAGCCAAAGGACAUAAGGACUGAUGAAAACCAAGUUAGAAAUGCCAGUACAUUCCUUAAAAAGGACAGCCAUUCUCAGGCAAACCUGAGCAAUUUCAUCAGUGGAAGACACAGAAAUAACCCAGACUCUGUUCAUACAAGCAGAGAUUGCUAAACUCACUGCCAUGUGCCACUUACUCAUAGCCUGAGUCAUUGGCUUUUUUCAGGGCUUCUUUUCCUCCUUAGCCUUACUAUAUAUCCUUAGAACUUCAUUUGCCUCUCCUUAUUGUCCCUGGUUUUGCUUUUAGUUUAGUACUUGGAAUGUCCCCAUUCCAUUUGAUGAACCAGUUGAUUUAAAAGUGUUGCUUCUCUAGUUCUAUUGAAAAAAGAUACAAUGUAGAUUCAAUUCCAAAUUUGAAAUCUACAGACACUUAUUCUCAUCACAUCCCAUGUCCUGCAACAUUUUAGAAUCAUUAUGUCAUGUCCUCCCCUUUCAUUCCUCUCUGAGAACUUGACCUUUUUCCUCCUUUUAAUUAACUCUGAAUGAACUCAUCUAACAAAUAUGUUCUCUUAAAGUAUUGGUUAACCUGAGAGCAAAAAUAAAGGGCAAAAACUCAAAAUCACAAAAAAAUAAUACUCAUUAUUGGGAAAAGGUAAAUAUAAGGACACAAGCAAUCUAUUAUUUUUCAUUAUAACAUUUCUCUUGGAUUCUACAUACAACAAUCUAACAUUUCAAGGCACAUAAAUACAACAUCCCAUUAAAAGUUCAGUAAUUUUAAUUAAGUAAUUUUUAAAUAGAAAUCUAAACAUUACCAGUAUUACAGAAUUCUUACAAUUUGAUUUUUUUUAUUCUCUUCAAUGCAAAUUUAAGUAUAUCUUUCUUAAUAUGUAAUAACACCAUUUAAAAAAAGUCAGUUCUUUUGAGUGCAUCAGGUUUUGUGUGCUUUGUGCUUUUCUUUUUCAAGUUACCAAACCCUUUGAAAGACUGAGCUGCUUCCCUUUUUGUCCU
Molecule: messenger RNA, 4334 nt
Organism: Melospiza georgiana
Lineage: Eukaryota; Metazoa; Chordata; Aves; Passeriformes; Passerellidae
Gene: AKNAD1
Product: AKNA domain containing 1
Exons: 13
Coding region: 1-2526 (841 amino acids)
Source: RefSeq, a predicted model, not a curated record